UGAGCCCACGCGCUCUCAGGGGGUGCACGGACAGAUUGAAGCCAUGGCCAUUCUUUUUGCAGUCGUUGCCAGGGGAACGACUAUCCUUGCCAAACAUGUUUGGUGUGGAGGAAACUUCCUGGAGGUGACAGAGCAGAUUCUGGCUAAGAUACCUUCUGAAAAUAAACUAACGUACUCACAUGGCAAUUAUCUGUUUCAUUACAUUUGCCAAGACAGGAUUGUAUAUCUUUGUAUCACUGAUGAUGAUUUUGAACGUUCUCGAGCAUUUAAUUUUCUGAAUGAGAUAAAGAAGAGGUUCCAGACUACGUAUGGUUCGAGAGCACAGACAGCACUCCCAUAUGCCAUGAAUAGCAAGUUCUCAAGUGUCUUGGCUGCACAGUUGAAGCAUCACUCUGAGAAUAAGGGCAUAGACAAAGUGGUGGAGACUCAAGCCCAAGUGGAUGAACUGAAAGGAAUCAUGGUCAGAAACAUAGAUCUGGUAGCUCAGCGAGGAGAAAGAUUGGAAUUAUUGAUAGAUAAAACAGAAAAUCUUGUGGAUUCGUCUGUCACUUUCAAAACAACCAGCAGAAAUCUUGCACGAGCCAUGUGUAUGAAGAAUCUCAAACUCACUAUCAUCAUCAUCAUCGUAUCAGUUGUGUUCAUCUAUAUCAUUGUGUCACCUCUCUGUGGUGGAUUUACAUGACCAAGCUGUGUGAAGAAAAAAAAAAAAUGUCAUUAACGAAGGAUAUGAGACAACAAGGAGUUAAAAGCAAUCCAUGUGAUUCAAGCCUUUUAAUACUGACAGAUGGUGUCUGCCAGUCUCUUCAACCCUCUUUUAUUUCUUUUUUUUUAACAUCUUGUUGUAUGCUUCCAGAUUUAUCUUUGUCCAGUUUAUUCCAGUGCCCUUCAGAUUUAACCAUUUAUUGCAGCAGUAGCCUUAAAAAGGCUUUUGUUUCUUUAGUUUGUUAAUUAGAGCCAUCUAUUUAGAGAAACAUUUUUGUUUGUAGUUGCACAUAGUUGUCACCAAGGUAGAAACCACAAGUCUUAUGAGCUGUCUGCUAAGACUUUGGAUGAACUUUGUAUUUGCACACAAAAGUAUUCCAGGGACAGCAUUGCUAACAUCUCGUCUUAAUAUCUUUUGCUAUUGAAGAGUUUUAGGUGCUUGAAAACAAUUUAAAUGGAGAAUCGUUAUUUGGGGAAUUGUAAUUAAUUUGUUGGUGCUGCUUGUUUCUAGGAGCCCAUGCAGAUAAAGUUUUAAACAUUUUCUGUCAGUCAUAUGGGGAACAUUUUGCUAGCCCGUUAGAAAUACAGAGAAUUAACCUUGUCUUUCUAGUAUUCACUUUCAAGAAGAAAGUUUUGACCUUUCACAAACCUUGCAGAGCAUGAUAUCCUCUCUUUCCCCAUUGCAGUUGAUUUGAAAAGAUGAUGGUUUAAAUAUUGAAGGUUGUGGUUUUUUAUAUACUUCUUUCUUUUCGGUGGAUAUUUAGAGCAAUUGUAUAGUUAAUAGAAUGGGUAGUGGAGGAGGUGGAGAGGCAAAUUCUUCUGGCUCCCCAGAGAAAAAUAAGAGAACCACGGUGGAUGUACUAGUGUUUUAGGUAUAUAAGGGAGAAAUAGUUUGGGAAAAUUUUCCAGUCUUGGAAAAGCCCAAACUGAAUAUAGUCAACAGUCAACUCUAGGGUUUGGGUUUGAGUUCUGUUGAAUAAUAGUUUUAGUAUCCUUUAUGGAUUAAUAAAUUCUGUAAUCUAGUUUUGAAGAAUUUUUUUGUGAAACUUGAGAAUAGACAGUAUGAUAUAUAUAGAAAUAAUACCAGACAGUUUACCAUCCAUUUAACUGCAGUGUGGGAAAACUGGAGUGUAAUCAUACUGCUUUGGCUACACUGGCAUCUGUUACCUAUUACGUAAUUUUGGUGUGUAUCUGAAAGGACAUUUGCUGCCCUAAAUCCUUUAUUUAUCAAUAAAUGCCAGUAAAUGGAAAUUAGAUUACAUUUGACUAUUUUCCAAAUGAACAAAGUAGUCUAUAAAACUUAGCCACCUGUGUAAUCCUGGUCAUGCGCCUUGAAUAUAUAUCUGUCUCAUAAUCUGGCUCAUGCUAUCUGUUCUUCCAUGUA
This is a messenger RNA of Odobenus rosmarus divergens (Pacific walrus), 2086 nucleotides long. Its product is annotated as vesicle-associated membrane protein 7-like. The transcript has a single exon. Bases 44 to 682 code for a protein of 212 amino acids. Lineage: Eukaryota; Metazoa; Chordata; Mammalia; Carnivora; Odobenidae. Gene Ontology annotation, molecular function: SNARE binding; SNAP receptor activity. The record is from RefSeq and is a predicted model, not a curated record. Gene Ontology annotation, cellular component: SNARE complex; membrane. Gene Ontology annotation, biological process: exocytosis; vesicle fusion.